Dracunculus medinensis (Guinea worm) is the source of this 225-nucleotide messenger RNA. Lineage: Eukaryota; Metazoa; Nematoda; Chromadorea; Rhabditida; Dracunculidae. The record is from the annotation of a GenBank genome assembly.
AUGGAAAUACCAAGCAGUUUGAGUUGUUUGAAAUCUUUGCCAUCUUCAACGAAUAAAUUAGAAUAUGGCUUAAGGAUACGCAUUAUUUGUAUGCAUAAGAGAUCGCAUGCUCGCGCUAAAGUGCGCGAUCCUCAUCGUUAUCAUUGGAUUACCAUUCCAGAAAAUAUUUCCAAGGAUUUAUAUUUGAAUAGCGAUCAAUUCAGGCCAUCGUUACACCUUUUAUGA